Messenger RNA from Antechinus flavipes (yellow-footed antechinus), 4482 nucleotides. It is a transcript of the gene ADIPOR2, whose product is annotated as adiponectin receptor 2. The coding region runs from base 278 to 1441 and encodes 387 amino acids. Gene Ontology annotation, biological process: adiponectin-activated signaling pathway. NCBI's taxonomy places the organism in Eukaryota, Metazoa, Chordata, Mammalia, Dasyuromorphia, Dasyuridae. Gene Ontology annotation, cellular component: plasma membrane. The transcript is spliced from 8 exons. Gene Ontology annotation, molecular function: signaling receptor activity. The record is from RefSeq and is a predicted model, not a curated record.
CAACCAGAGAAGCAAGAGUAGAGAAUUUAUUUUAUAAAAGUGGAUUCUCAAAGCACCAGGAUUACAAGAAGAAGGAAACAGUAACACCUGAAAGGAUUGGACAAAAGCAGAGGAGCUCAAUCUAUUAUUGAAGGCUUCCAGUAGAAUCAGUGUUGAAAAGACCAUUCACUUGAACUUGUGGAUUAUUUUACAGGCUACACAACUGUUUUGAGAGAACAUCCUCCCAGAAGAGGGAACAGAAGGAGAAACAUCUUUGUAAAAAAGACCUUGGUAUCCCAUGAACGAAACAGCAGAUCUCGUAUCGGGGUGCAACAGUACUCCGGAGCCAGUUACACGGCUCAGAAAAGGUUACCAAUUUGAUGUUUCAGGAAAAAGUCAUAAUGAUAACCACCAAGAAGAAGAUCUGGGGCCUCUUUUAGUGGCAUCUGUUCCCUGUUCCCAGUUCAAAAAAAAGUCUGAGGAGAAUGAAUGCAACAAUGGAUCAUCUCAGGAAGAUGAGGGAUUUAUGGGCAUGUCCCCCCUCUUACAAGCUCACCAUGCCAUGGAAAGAAUGGAAGAAUUUGUAUGUAAGGUAUGGGAAGGCCGAUGGAGGGUUAUUCCUCAUGAUGUACUGCCUGACUGGCUAAAAGACAACGAUUUUCUUUUGCAUGGGCACAGGCCCCCUAUGCCUUCUUUCCGGGCCUGUUUCAAGAGCAUCUUCAGAAUACACACAGAGACGGGCAACAUCUGGACACAUCUCUUAGGUUGUGUUUUCUUCCUAUGCUUGGGGAUAUUCUACAUGUUUCGUCCAAACAUCUCCUUUGUGGCUCCAUUACAAGAGAAAGUGGUCUUUGGAUUAUUCUUUCUGGGAGCCAUUCUCUGCCUUUCCUUCUCAUGGCUUUUCCACACUGUUUACUGCCAUUCAGAAUCGGUUUCCCGGAUCUUCUCCAAACUGGAUUACUCUGGCAUUGCCCUCCUGAUCAUGGGAAGUUUUGUUCCUUGGCUUUAUUACUCCUUCUACUGUAAUCCACAGCCUUGCUUCAUUUACUUGAUUGUCAUUUGUGUGCUGGGGAUUGCAGCCAUCAUUGUCUCCCAGUGGGAUAUGUUUGCCACCCCUCAAUAUCGGGGGGUGAGAGCAGGAGUGUUUCUGGGCUUGGGCCUCAGUGGAAUCAUUCCUACGCUGCACUAUGUCUUUUCGGAGGGGUUUCUGAAGGCUGCCACCAUUGGACAGAUAGGCUGGUUAUUACUCAUGGCCUGCUUGUACAUUACUGGAGCUGCACUCUAUGCUGCUCGGAUCCCAGAGCGUUUCUUCCCUGGAAAGUGUGACAUCUGGUUUCACUCCCAUCAACUCUUUCAUAUCUUUGUGGUUGCUGGGGCUUUUGUGCACUUCCAUGGUGUUUCAAACCUCCAGGAGUUCCGUUUCAUGAUUGGUGGGGGCUGCAGCGAGGAAGAUGCACUGUAAAACCUGCCAGUGUCUUGGACCAUAAACCAGAACCAGGGCCAGCAACAGCUGUGGUCCAUAUUGACUGGACAUUGAUGCAAAACACCAGAAAGAGCCCCACAACUUUGAAACCCAUCUGGGCAUCGAAGCUUCCCAGGGGCUGGACAUGGUACACAGUAGAGAAGAGAAAAACAAAAAUAAAUCAUACCUCAAAGGAUGGAGUGCAUCAAUUUGGAGAAAAAGGAGAUGAGAUAUUCACUCAAACUUAACUUAUUCUUAGGAAUCUACAGAUUGAGGGCCAUGGAGGACCCUUGGCAAACUGGCUUCUGUUCAAUGCCAUAUUUAUUUGUAGAAGAUGGGGGCAUCUUAGUUGGCUGUUAUUCUCUUUCCAUACUCUUGCCUCCUCUCCCCUCUUGCCUCCUCUCCCCUCUUGCCUCCUCUCCCCUCUUCUCUUCUCUUCUCUUCUCUUCUCUUCUCUUCUCUUCUCUUCUCUUCUCUUCUCUUCUGUUCUCUUCUCUUCUGUUCUCUUCUCUCUUCUCUUCUGUUCUCUUCUCUCUUCUCUUCUGUUCUCCCCUCCCCUUUUCUUCCCUCCCUUCCCUUCCGAAUCUCUCUUUUUUAAAUAAAUCAACCACAAUUUGGGGUAAACAUUUAUAUCUUGCUAAGGGGCAGGGGUGAUUUUAGAUGCUCUUUUGGGAAAACAAAGAAAUUAAUGUAAAUAAGAUUUCUAACUUUCUGUUUAAAAAAGAAUUUAUAUAAAUGUUUAAAAUGGGGUGGGGUAGGGUAAUUUUUGUAAAGACUGAAACAUGCAAGUACCACACACUGUUUCAAUUUUGCACAAAGGAGGCUGUAGGUGAGAGAAGUCUAUAAGUAAUGCAUUCUUGGUGAUAUCAAGGUGCCUCUCCAAAGGCUUGAAUACCUUGGGCUAUAUUGAGACAGAGGCCAUGGCAGGCCCAACUUGGUAGUCUAGUGACUACUUCUAUACCUGGGAUUCUUGGGGCAGUGAAAUUAGAGAGUUAUUGUAUGUGUCUUUUUAGUGGGAGCAAUAUGUAAAUGGACAAGAUGGUGUGAAAAGGUCCAGAAGUACCCAUCUGCACAAAGUUUGGGUGCUUUUGUGGGAUCUUGCUUUCUUGUCUUAGCAGAUGCUGUUAGUGACAUUUCUAAGAACUAGAAUCAUCCAAGAAAAAGAAAAGGUGUUUAGGUCUGUACUCAAGCAGUAUAUGCAGGGAGUGUAGGAGAGGAGGGGGAAGCAAAGCUUUGGAUUUAGCACUGGGGCAAUGUGAGUACUUAAUUGGCAGCUUAUCUGAUUUUUGUGAUUUUGCUUAUCUUGGAUGGUGAGCUGCAUCAGUUUCCUAUAUCUUUUCUCUAGGAGUUCUCUGACACUUUAAAAACCCUUCUAUGUUGAAAUCACUGCUCUAAUUCUCUCUUUCUUCCCACAUAGAGAGUUAGUACUUCUCCCUGGUAAUUUGGUGGAUAGAAUAAAGCCAGCCAUCAGACCAGGAUUCAUUCUGUCCUGGUGCCUCUUAAACUCAUUUACAUAAAUUACAAAUACACUUCAAUUUAUAAAGAUGGUUUUUAACCUUUGGCAUACUCCCUUCCUGAGCCCUUUUCUUGAAGAGGAAAAUCAGCCAUACCAUCUUAAAUCCAAGUUUAAUACUUACCUUCCCUCUUCUGGGGAAAAACCUGGUUCCUUGUCUUCAACACUUAUUAAACCUCUAUUUUUUUAGGGGAUUAUAAAAGAAAGCUUGCUAGGGAAAUUGUAUAGGACCCUUGGUAUAAUGUCCUAAAAAAGCAAUUUGAAGUAGGAAAAAUAUUUAUUUAUGGCUCCUGUUCUGGCAUGGUAUUGUCAAGGAGAAUGAGUGAAUAUCUAAAGAAACUGGGGAUUCAGUUUCACAUAAAUUCUGAAGUGGCUUGUUUAAUAGGUAGAAACCUUAAAUUACUUCUAACCUUGGGAUCAUGGGUAUUGGCACUAAAUGAUGAGGCACCAAGCAUAGCAGCUAGCUUAAUGUAUUAAUGUUAGGUGAAACAGGAAAGACUCAUUUGGUAGAAAAGUUUUUUUUCUGUGUAAUUUUGUUCUCUCCCCUUCUAACUCCUGGAUCUCUGAAGAUGCCUUAUGUAAAGUGAGCAGAAGCUGGAGGCCAAGGAAAAUGGAUCCAUGGUAGGACCUGGGAGAAGAUUAAAAGUAUUUGGUUCUGAGUGAGGUCAUUGCCCUGGACGCUAUCAGGACUGAGCACAGAAAGCUCAGGUGAAUGGAGUAUGUCCAGAGCGGAUGAAGAGCAGUAUUAAUCCCUCUGAGGAAAUGGGGUCCAUCAGGACUAGAACCACCUGGGAGGAAACUCAUUCAGUUCCACAGAAGUGACAAUACAUGACAGAAGCCCAGUUAAUUCUUCUGUAAUGCACUUUGGGUUACAGUAUAACAGGCCCCUGUAUCACAUAGUUAUUGGUGCCAGGCAUCCUGUGCACCUUAGAGAAGGAGAUGAGCCUGGUUUGAUAGAGCACAAACCCCUGGAGAAAAAAAAUUAAAACUCUACCUAUCCUCAAUCCAGUGGAAGCUCUCCCUCUUUAGGGUGUGUGUGUAUGUGUGUCUGGGCACACGUGCGUGUGUGUGUGUGUGUGAGUGUGUGUGCAUGUGCAAGUUUGUGUGUGUGUGUGUGUGUGUGUGUGUGUGUGUGUGUGUUUUUGUAUAUUACCAAGAGCCUCCCUGUGCAUUUUGUUCUACUGUGCUAGCUGAGAAAUCUCACCAGGUUGGCACCUGAAUGCCUUACUCUCAGCAAUCAGAGGCUUCCUUGCUCUGUUGAUUUUAAUUUAAUUUUAUUUUGGUCAUAGGUUAGGACCUCUAUAGUGUCUUUCUUUUCCCCAUUAAAUAGUGGCCUUGUUCAGUAUGUCCUCCCCUCCCCCCCCCCCCAACACUUUAAAUUACUGAAGCCACAAAGCACAUUCUUGGGGAUCAUGGAGGGUUGGGGUUCCAGAACGGCAUCUGUGAUAUUUCCAUUCACCAUGGGAUCUCUCAACUUGCUGUAUUCUUAAUUUCUGCUAAUAAAAGAAUAAAAUGAAAAUUGACUCAA